GCCCAACAGGAGACCCAGAAGGCAGCUCUGAGAUAUGAGAGGGCUGUGUCCAUGCACACUGCUGCCAGAGAGAUGGUGUAUGUGGCAGAGCAAGGCCUUUUGGCUGACAAGAACACCAUGGACCCAACCUGGCAGGAGAUGCUUAACCAUGCCACCGCCAAGGUGAAUGAGGCAGAGGAGGAGCGCCUUCGCAGUGAGCGAGAGCACCAGCGAGUCACCCAACUGUGCCAGGAUGCUGAAGCUCGAGUCCAGACUCUCCAGAAAGCCCUGAAGAAAGUCAUUCUCAAGUCCAAGCCUUACUUUGAACUCAAGGCUCAGUUCAAUCACAUUUUGGAGGAGCAUAAGGCUAAAGUCGUACAGCUAGAGGAGCAAGUGGCAAAAGUAAAAAUGCGUUACUCCGUGGCCCUGCGGAACCUGGAGCAGAUCAGUGAGCAGAUCCAUGCACAGAGGGGGCGGACCAGAGCUAGCAGGGGGCAUCCUGCCAUCUGUGGGGGUCGGAGCUCCCCUGUAGGUGCUGAAGCUGAGGUCAGAACUGCCGCUGGAAUUCAUGACAGUAGCUGUGUGGGAGUCGACACUAUUGAGAGCGAUUGGGCAGAUGGUGAGAAAACCAGACUGUGGGUAGAGCGGCACCGAGAGAGUGGCUGGGGCCAGAGGGAGCAACUGGAGGCAGAGCAGGUCGGCUCAGACUGCAUGUCGGUUAUCAGCCUUCAAACCAUCGCCUCCGACCUGGAAAAGUGUGACUCGGUGGAGCAUUUGGGCGACCUGAGUGAUGCUGGGAGUGUGCUGGGUGAAGAGUGGGACCACUACAGCAAGUCUAAUGACAAGCCAGUCAGCAGGGAGAUGGUGACUGAAGGGCCUCAGCAGGAGCUUGUUCACCAGGAGAAAGGAGCUGCUAAUAAAGAGAAACAGGAGAGUUUUGUUAAGCAGCACCACAGAAGUGUUAGUCUAUGAUAUCAAGCAGGAGGAGGAACGUUGUGAUGGUGAUGAUCGUGGUGAUUAGGCUGAGGGAUCAUAGAAGAACUUGAGAGAAUCUGAAAUAUCUCUGACUGAGAGGUGCCAAACAAGCUGACAAGAAGGCGCUGACAGUGAUUGACAAAGUUAGGAAUAGGUGGGUGGAUUAACAGGUACAUCAGCUGCACACUAAUGAAUCUUUGUGUGACAACAUUAAUCCAGUGGAGCAGCCCUGCACAGCGCACUGAGUCUGAUCCAAUCUGUUGCUCAACAGCUGAGGAAAAAAAGUAAUUGCAAAGUACAAAAAGGCUUUUUUUUUUUUUUGAAAAUAUUUUUAUUGAAAAAAGAAAACAACAGUACUUGCAGUUACCAAAAUACAAUCAACCUUUCUUCAUUUUCCUAAGUAAAUAAACACACAUAUAUAUGAAAAAAAAAAACCCACAACACCCCCCC
Haplochromis burtoni (Burton's mouthbrooder) is the source of this 1404-nucleotide messenger RNA. RefSeq names its product SH3 domain-binding protein 5-like. Gene Ontology annotation, cellular component: cytoplasm. The record is from RefSeq and is a predicted model, not a curated record. Gene Ontology annotation, biological process: intracellular signal transduction; negative regulation of protein tyrosine kinase activity. Lineage: Eukaryota; Metazoa; Chordata; Actinopteri; Cichliformes; Cichlidae. Gene Ontology annotation, molecular function: protein kinase inhibitor activity.